This is a messenger RNA of Ornithorhynchus anatinus (platypus), 5619 nucleotides long. RefSeq names its product euchromatic histone lysine methyltransferase 1 (gene EHMT1). The coding region runs from base 132 to 4010 and encodes 1292 amino acids. The record is from RefSeq and is a predicted model, not a curated record. Gene Ontology annotation, cellular component: nucleus. Gene Ontology annotation, molecular function: histone H3K9 methyltransferase activity; zinc ion binding; p53 binding. Lineage: Eukaryota; Metazoa; Chordata; Mammalia; Monotremata; Ornithorhynchidae. The transcript is spliced from 27 exons.
UGCAAGAGGGGGUGGAAAUAUGGAGGCCCUGGCAACUCUACAGGCCUGCUGGCAACCAAUUUGAGGUGCAGCUGUGUGCAGGGUGGCAGCAUGCAGUGUUGAAUAAAGGGGAGACAAAGGGGGAGACGUGCAUGAAGACUGAGCUGCUCAAAGAUAUCACCAACAAUAAAGAAGAAGGGUGUAAUGCCAUGGCGGCCGACGAAAGUUCUGCCGAGAAGCAAGGAGGGGAGCCCCAGCUGGUGACGGACGUGGAAACCAACGGCUCCUGUGAGGGGGGCGAAGCCACCGACCCCCCGAGCCCCGCCCAGAACACUCAGGACAGCAUCAAGGCAACCCAGCCGGACCCCGCCGCCAAGCUGGGCCGGGUCGCCGAAAACGGGCUCUCGGAAAGAGACGUUGAAGGGGGGAAGCCCAACGCCGCCAAGUCGAGCGAACUCACACAGACCUCUGUCACGGGGAGCAAUGGGUUUAUCCUCACAAAGGCCACCUCCCAAGAGCAGGCCUUAAGGACUACGAGUACCCCGGCCCCCUCGCUGCCCGGUCACGCCGCCAAAACCCUCCCCGGAGGAGCCGGCAAAGGGAGAACUCUGAGCACGCUGUCUCCGAUCCAAGCCGCGCCGUCGGCCAAGGCCGGGGAAGGCAGCGAGGAGCGGGAUACUAAAAAAGCCCCGGCCCCCAACAGCGACGUCAAGGUCCACAGAGCCCGGAAGACGAUGCCGAAAUCCACCCCCAACCCGCACACAGCAAAUAAGGACUCCCGCGACGUGCGAGAUGCUAGAGAUCUUAAGGAACCCAAGGAGGACAGUAACAAAAAUGUCUCGGAGUUUGGAAAACAGCAGCUUUUACCCCCUCUCCCGUCCCUUCAUCAGUCGCUACCUCAGAACCAGGGUUACGUGGCCACCGCAAAAUCACAGACAGCCAGCUUGCCUUUUGUCUUAGCAGCUGCAGUAUCUCGGAAGAAAAAACGGAGAAUGGGAACCUAUAGCCUGGUUCCCAAGAAAAAGACCAAAGGGUUGAAACAGAGGACGAUGAUCGAGAUGUUUAAAAGCAUAACUCAUUCCACUGCGGGGGUCAAGAACGACAAGGACCUAGGAGAUGGUAGCCUUCACCUCAACGGGGAGAGCUUAGAGAUGGACUCGGACGAAGAGGACUCGGACGAGCUGGAAGACGAGGACGAUCGGGGGACUGACCAACCCUCUGCGUAUCCUGCAGAAGACAGCAGGACUUCUAAAGAGAGCGUGUCCGAAACAGAACAUGCCCCAAAGGUGGAGGAUGGCGAAUCCGAAGAGGAACAGGAUUCGGGGGAAUCCGGCGAAGAGGAGGAGGAUGGAGAUGAAUCUGACUUGAGUUCAGAAUCCAGCAUCAAGAAGAAAUUACUGAAGAGAAAAGGGAAAACGGACAGUCCGUGGAUCAAACCAUCCAGGAAAAGGAGGAGGAGAAAUAAAAAGAAACCAGGCAGCGGGCUCGGUACAGAAACAUAUAAGCCAUCUUUGGGAAGCACAGAGCAAUCCAGGCAGGAAAACAGUAUGGAAUACAUGGAAGUUUCUCUCGAUUCUUUAGACCUGCGAGUCAAGGGAAUUCUCUCUUCGCCGUCGGAAGCUCUUUCUAACGGUCCAGAAAUAGUGGAAACCGAUGGUCUUCAGGAAGUGCCCCUCUGCAGCUGUCGAAUGGAGACCCCCAAAAGCCGAGAGAUUACCACCUUAGCCAACAAUCAGUGCAUGGCAACGGAAAGUGUGGACAAUGAGUUGGGCAGGUGCACCAACAGCGUGGUUAAGUACGAGCUGAUGCGUCCGUCCAAUAAAGUCCAGCUUCUGGUACUGUGUGAGGACCACAGAGGGAGGAUGGUGAAGCACCAGUGCUGCCCGGGCUGUGGGUACUUCUGCACAGCUGGCAACUUCAUGGAAUGCCAGCCCGAGAGCAGCAUCUCGCACCGCUUCCACAAGGACUGCGCCUCUCAAGUCAACGACACGAGCUACUGCCCCCACUGUGGCGAGGAAGCCUCAAAGGCCAAGGAGGUGACCAUCGCCAAGGCCGACACCACCUCCACGGUGUCCUUGACCUACGAGCAAGAAAAGCCAGUCUCUGCGGAGGGCAGGGCAGACACUACGACGGGAAGCGGCGUUGGAACACUGCUCUCCGAGGAAGAGAAGCCCGAGAGUUCCACAUCUCAAGCCCCCGAGGGCUUCGAUGGCGCCGGGGCUUCGGUCUUGGCGAAACCCACCGCCGGCCUAUCCCAGGGACCCGUGAAAGAAACCUUGGAAAGCGCCCUGAUCGCCCUGGAUUCCGAAAAGCCGAAGAAACUGCGCUUCCAUCCGAAGCAGCUGUACUUCUCCGCCCGACAAGGAGAACUGCAGAAAGUGCUGCUGAUGUUGGUUGAUGGAAUCGACCCAAACUUCAAAAUGGAGCACCAGAAUAAACGGACUCCCCUCCAUGCAGCAGCUGAGUCUGGCCACGUGGACAUCUGUCAUAUGUUGAUUCAGGCUGGUGCCAACAUAGAUACCUGCUCCGAGGACCAAAGGACCCCUCUAAUGGAGGCAGCAGAAAACAACCAUCUGGAUGCCGUGAAGUACCUCAUCAAGGCCGGAGCACUAGUAGAUCCCAAGGAUGCAGAAGGUUCCACGUGUUUGCACUUGGCUGCCAAGAAAGGCCAUUAUGAUGUGGUUCAGUAUCUGCUCUCCAAUGGACAAAUGGAUGUCAACUGUCAGGAUGACGGCGGUUGGACACCAAUGAUCUGGGCCACCGAGUACAAGCACGUCGACCUCGUGAAACUACUCCUCGCCAAAGGGUCGGACAUUAACAUCCGAGACAACGAGGAGAAUAUCUGCUUGCACUGGGCAGCCUUCUCAGGUUGCGUCGACAUAGCGGAGCUCUUGCUGGCUGCCAAGUGCGAUUUGCACGCCGUCAACAUCCACGGAGACUCCCCCCUGCACAUCGCCGCCCGGGAGAACCGCUAUGAAUGUGUGGUCCUGUUUCUCUCUCGUGGCUCUGAUGUCAGCUUGAAGAAUAAGGAGGGUGAGACCCCACUGCAGUGCUCAAGUCUCAACUCUCAGGUCUGGGUGACUCUGCAGAUGAACAAGACCCUCCAAGAAUCGCCCACUGACAAACCCACCCAGGUAGAGAAGACGAUGAGCAGAGACAUCGCCCGAGGCUACGAGCGAAUUCCCAUUCCCUGCGUCAACGCGGUGGACAACGAGCCUUGUCCGAGCAACUAUAAGUACGUUUCCCAGAACUGCGUCACGUCGCCCAUGAACAUCGACAGAAACAUCACCCACCUGCAGUACUGCGUCUGCAUAGACGAUUGUUCCUCUAGCAACUGCAUGUGUGGACAACUCAGUAUGCGCUGUUGGUAUGAUAAGGAUGGUCGACUGUUGCCGGAAUUCAACAUGGCAGAGCCACCGUUGAUCUUUGAGUGUAACCACGCCUGUUCGUGUUGGAGGAAUUGCCGCAACCGGGUUGUCCAAAACGGACUCAGGACGCGAUUACAACUGUACCGGACACAAAAUAUGGGCUGGGGCGUCCGAUCCUUGCAAGACAUUCCACUGGGAACCUUCGUGUGCGAGUACAUCGGGGAGCUGAUUUCGGACUCGGAAGCGGACGUGCGGGAAGAGGACUCCUACCUCUUUGACCUCGACAACAAGGACGGAGAGGUGUACUGCAUAGACGCUCGUUUCUAUGGUAACGUCAGCCGCUUCAUCAAUCAUCUCUGCGAGCCCAACCUCAUCCCCGUGCGUGUCUUCAUGUCCCACCAGGAUUUACGCUUCCCCCGGAUCGCCUUCUUCAGCACCCGGCCGAUUGAGGCGGGAGAGGAACUAGGGUUCGAUUACGGAGAGCGGUUCUGGGACAUCAAGGGCAAGUUGUUCAGCUGCCAGUGCGGCUCGGCCAAGUGCAAACACUCGAGCGCGGCCCUGGCCCAACGGCACCGCUGCCCCCGCCGGCCCGCCCCGCCCCAGGAGACCCUGGAGAACGGGCUCCCCGACACCAGCUCCGCCGCCGCCGCCGACCCCUUCUGAGGCCCUCCGCCCCCACCCCCCGCCGCCUUCCAGCCUCCCCUCCCGCCCCGCCCCGAGAUCGAAACUCUUCUAACCUUCCCUCUCGAGUUCCAUACUAUUCGGUUUGCAGUUGGAUGAAGAGGAGAGCCAGGCCCGCCGGCGAAGGGCCGGCUCACCGACCGUCCCCCGGAGUUGGGACGGAACACGCCCCGGGGGGACCUCCCCCUCCCCUCCCCCCCGCCCCCUUCCCGUCAUCUCCGGUAAGUCCCCGGCGGGGGGCCGGCGGGGAGGGAAGGCCGGCGACCCGGUCCGGCCGAGCCGCCGUCCGGCGCCGUUCCUAGUCGGGCGGGGGCGGAACCGUUCCCCCCCCCCUCCCCAAUCCAAACCCGUGACCGCGGACUUCCGAACGUCCGCUGUCGAGGUCCGAGGAUUCCAGAGAUAGUCUUCGGGGCACGGCCCCUCCGGAAGGAUCCGCCUGUGGGUUUGCGCGCAUAUAUCGGGGUCCCCCGGUCUCCCCUCGGUUGGGGGCCGUCCCCCCAAUGACUGCCAGCAGUUGGCCCAGCACGGGGGACGGGGGGAACGACGUGCUCUUCUAGAAGGUGCCGGUCGGGGGCCCGAGCUCCCCUCUCCUUUCCUCUCCGGUCCCCAAGCCCCCCCAAACCCAGUUUCGUGCGAGCCUGCCAAAGCCACCAUCACUCCCGCAAAGCCGUCUCCGUUAGAGCCCGGCCCGCCCCCCGGGGUUGGGGAAGCUGGGGGGAGGGGGGGGGGGGCGUUACUGUUCCACAGUGUUGGUUUUCUCCAGGGACGGGGCCACGCCGGCCCGUCUCUCCUUUCCCAUUAAACCGUCUUCGAGAGGAAAAUCGAAAGGGAUUGUACAAGACACUAACUUCGGAAAAGGAUCGGUUUGCUUUUUUUUAAAAAAAAAAAAAAUUAUAUAUAUUGACACGCGUAUAUAUAUAUAUAAGAACCCUCUGCCGGGCAUUUCUUCCAGAGGGUACUGUAGCUUGAGGGGAGCGGGGAAAAGCCAAGAAUGAGAGAGCGAAGAUAAUAAGUCGUCUUCUCUCCUCCCGUCCGUUUCUUUGAUGCCGGGCACCUUCUAUUACUUUUUCAACCCCAGGCUUCGAUGUUUAGUAAACGGAUUUGUUUUUCUACCAUUAUGGAACAUUGGGACAAACAGCUUAAAAAAAAAAAAAGAAGAAACACCAACGCAAACACAAAACACAAACUACGGUGCUGAUUCUGGUGUGAUUUUUUUUACUCACCAAGUGAAUAUAAACUAUCAAUUGUAUAAAAAGAACAAAGUGAUUUUAGUAUAAAAUGCAGGAAAAAAACCUUUUUUAAAUUGUUAGUAUUGUAGUGUGAAUAAAUUUGCCAUCAACUUUUGUGUGGUGGCUUGGCAGGUCAUAUAAUUUUUUUUUUUUGCAUAUAUCUUUUUAAAUACUGUAAUUAGUGCAGUAACCGUGUUUUUUUUUUUUGUGCAACUCUUCUAAACAUUCAUGAUGCGGUCAUGUUUAUUUUUUUUUUUCUUCUGUUAAAAUGUUUUUGACAGUUUUAAAGAGCAGUCUUUUGGCUCUGACCAUUUCUUGUUCUGUUUUCAAUGAAAUCAAUAAAAAAAAGUGCUUUAAAACGA